Diospyros lotus (date-plum) is the source of this 1013-nucleotide messenger RNA. RefSeq names its product 22.0 kDa class IV heat shock protein-like. The coding region runs from base 210 to 788 and encodes 192 amino acids. The transcript is spliced from 2 exons. Lineage: Eukaryota; Viridiplantae; Streptophyta; Magnoliopsida; Ericales; Ebenaceae. The record is from RefSeq and is a predicted model, not a curated record. Gene Ontology annotation, biological process: response to heat; response to hydrogen peroxide; protein folding.
AUCCCUUCUCCACCGAUAUCCAGAAACAACCAUAAACAUCUCUCUCUCUCUCUCCCCUUUAUGUAUCAUCCCACUCGAUCAGUUUCAUCCCUCAGCAGAGAGAUCAAACAGCUAAGAUCAGCCAUCCAAAUCAAGCUUCAAAGUCACCUUUCAUCGACCCAGAUCAUCAAAUCAUUCUCUUCUCUGAAUCAUAUCCAGUGCGAGCCCUAAUGGGUAGCUCAAAGAUGCCGGCAAUGUCGCUUGUAAUGGCGGCAAUGGUGCUUAUUCAGCUGAUGAUGCCAACCCAAACCGAAGCUCUGAUGCCUUUCACUCGCCCUUCUCUGUGGGAUCUAAUGGUCCCGGCCGAAGACCCAUUUCGAAUUCUGGAGCAGGCUCCAUUAACCGUCCCCAAGAACCUCGAGUCCUUGGCCUUGGCCCGCUGCGACUGGAAGGAAACGGCGUCGGAGCACCUCAUCGCGCUCGACGUCCCCGGCAUCGCCAAAGACGACGUCAAGAUUGAGGUUGAAGAGAACCGGGUGCUGAGAAUCAGCGGUGAGCGGAAGGCGGAGGCGGAGGUGGAGGGCGAGAAGUGGCACCGGGCGGAGCGCGCCGCGGGGAAGUUCUGGCGGCAGUUCAGGAUGCCGGGAAACGCGGACUUGGACAGGGUGAAGGCCCAUCUGGAGAAUGGGGUGUUGAGGAUCGUGGUGCCGAAGCUGGCGGAGGAGAAGAAGAGGCAGCCCAAGGUGAUCAACAUUGCGGCGGAGGACGGCGCCGGCGGGGACAUCAAGGCCACCAAGGCUGAGAUGUGAGUUCAAAUCGGCUUCUUGGAUUUGGGUUUUGUGUGAAAAGAGAUCGAUCUCUCGAUCCGUACGUAUACAGAUGGUGAUGAGUGGUUCAUUCGGUGUUUGUUUGUGGGCUUUAAGUUGGAAGUUCGAAUGUAUUUUGGGUAGUAGCUUUGGUCUGUCUGUCUCUAAUGUUUUUUAGUCUUUAUUACAAAAAUAAAAAUAAAAAUAAAAAUUAAACAUUUGUGAUUA